CAAAUCAGAGCGUAAGGCCUGGCCUGUCGUUUCUGACGUUUUGUCUCGCUCUGUGGGUAAGAGAUGUGUAAAUGGGUUGAAAUCCAGGCUCUUCGCCACCCUGUUGCCCAUGAUGCGGCUUCACUUUUCACCUAGCGCAGUGUUCUUGUUCAACAUUUGAUCCUCCGGCAGCUGGCACCUUGAGGACUCUGAAGUUAUGCCCUCGGUUCAAAACGAAGAUGAUGCUCAGAGCAGGCGAUAUUCGAGCUCACCAGAGCCAGAUAAAUCAGCCUUCAAGGCUCGAAUGCAACAAUUUCAGUAUUCUCCCACGGUAGAAACUCACAGCCCACGGCGAUCGAAUCGAUUCCUGAACAGAUCCUCGCCCGGCAACACUUCCAGUCCCGCGGGCAGUCCACGAAAGAAACGAUCUCGGCCAACAGAAUCGUUUGCGGACGGCAUCAUUGACCGGGGAGAUGCUUUGUGUUUUGAUUCGUCGGUUGUGAACCGAGAUAGCACUACGUCGAGACAAAAAAAGAGGAGGAGUACAACGAAACAGCGUUCUGCAAAGGACCCUUAUAGCCCAGCCAACCGCCUGGUGGACAGCCUGCGGCCUGGGUUGACGUUGGUUUGCAUAGGCCUCAAUCCGGGGUUGAUGACCGCCGCCACAGGACACGCCUAUGCACAUCCUUCCAAUCGAUUCUGGCAUCUGCUCCAUAACAGCGGAAUAACCCCUAGGAAGCAUAUUCCGGCUGACACUCGAGACCUGAUGGAUCUGUAUCAGAUUGGCAACACGAAUAUAUGCGAGCGGCCCACGAGGAGCGGAGAUGGUCUAAGCAAACAAGAGUUGGAAGAAGGCGCUUUCAUCCUCGAUCAAAAGAUUUCAAAGUUCAAGCCAGAAGCUGUCGUUAUCGUAGGCAAAGGCAUCUGGGAAGCGAUCUGGAUGGCGAAAAAGGGGAAAAAGAAAUUCCAUGACCCAGACUUUCAUUGGGGAUGGCAAGACGAGGAAAUGCAGCUUGGUAGAGAAGUAGAGCAUGAUGGGAAAGUUGUUUGGUCUGGAGCAAAGACGUUUGUGGCCACGUCUACCAGCGGGCUUGCGGCGACCCUCAGGCCAGCUGAGAAGCUUGCUAUAUGGAAACCCUUGGGUGACUGGAUGACUAUGAUGAGAGAAAAGCCCUGAGCUUGUGACAUGUUGGGCUGAGGCAUGUAGAACAUUGGGUAUAGCAUACGAGUAUGUGGAAAAACUCCAACGAACGUUCAGCCUCGCCCGAAUGCCAAGACUUGAUAUAGACUGUC
Messenger RNA from Exophiala oligosperma, 1272 nucleotides. RefSeq lists its product as uncharacterized. The transcript is spliced from 2 exons. The record is from RefSeq and is a predicted model, not a curated record. Gene Ontology annotation, biological process: base-excision repair, AP site formation. Lineage: Eukaryota; Fungi; Ascomycota; Eurotiomycetes; Chaetothyriales; Herpotrichiellaceae. The coding region runs from base 197 to 1156 and encodes 319 amino acids. Gene Ontology annotation, molecular function: mismatch base pair DNA N-glycosylase activity.